AGUUGCUGUUGAAACAUUAAACAUAGCGGUCUUAGUAACGGCAGUACGCGGUGAAAGAGAAAAAGGAAUUUAAUUAAUGAAUCGAAAAUAAUUGUGUAUAUAUACCACAACAAGACGUGUAUUAAAUUUUUAAUUUAUAAUUUAUAAAACGGGGGAAAAAAUACCAACGAAAAAGUAAUAAAAUAUGAAAUAAGAUAAAAUAAAUUAAAGUGAAAUUUUAACAGCAGAAUACAAAUUGUACAAUUUGGUAAAAGAAGUGUUAAAAUUAAUUAAAAUAAGUAAACGAAUUAAACUACAAAUAGCCAAAACGAAUGUACUUGAGUUAAUUGGUCUUAACAACUGACCUUAAGAUUUUUAUUGUUGUAGUUUUAUUACAUUUUGAAUAAAAUUUAUAAACAUGACUUCGUUGUCAUUAAAUUUAAUGCGUGUAACCUGUAAUACAAACACGUUAACAGCUUUGGCUGUUGCUGGCAGAUAUUCGUUUAGAUCAAACUCAUCAUCAGCACAACCAUCAGCAUCGUCGUCGUCGGUGCCGCCAACAACAACAACUACAAAGUCUAGCAAUUUGUUUAAACAAACUAAACGUCAAAAUUCCUCUGCCACCGCUGAUGCUGCCGAGGUCACUGCUUGUCCUCAUUUCGCUUUUAAUACGACCGAAUCAACAUCGACCGUACACCAUACAGCUGAAUGGCAAAAUGCUUUGCCGUAUCAUGAAAUACCUGGACCAAAACCUAUACCAAUAUUAGGCAACACCUGGAGAAUGAUGCCCAUCAUUGGACAAUAUACCAUAGGUGAUGUUGCCAAAAUCUCCUCUCAACUACAUGAACAAUAUGGGCAGAUAGUACGUUUUAGUGGUUUGAUUGGUAGACCAGAUCUGCUGUUCAUAUACGAUGUAGAUGAAAUUGAGAAAUGUUAUCGUAAUGAAGGUCCCACACCCUUUAGACCCUCGAUGCCAAGUUUAGUUAAAUAUAAGGGAGUAGUAAGAAAAGAUUUCUUUGGUGAACUUGGCGGAGUAGUAGGAGUUCACGGUGAGCCCUGGAGAGAGUUUAGAUCAAGAGUUCAGAAGCCUGUUUUACAAUUAUCUACCAUACGUCGUUAUUUACAACCUUUGGAAGUGGUUACUAAUGAUUUUUUGGAGCGUUGUGAAUCUUUAUUAGAUGCCAAUUCUGAACUGCCCGAUGAUUUUGAUAAUGAAAUCCACAAAUGGUCUUUGGAAUGUAUUGGACGUGUUGCUUUGGAUACUCGUUUGGGUUGUUUAGAGUCGAAUUUAUCACCCGACUCUGAGCCUCAACAAAUUAUAAAUGCUGCCAAAUAUGCUUUACGUAAUGUAGCUACUCUGGAAUUGAAAGCACCCUAUUGGAGAUAUUUUCCCACACCAUUAUGGACUCAUUAUGUCAAGAAUAUGAAUUUCUUUGUGGAAGUUUGCAUGAAAUACAUUAAAACAGCAACAGAAAAUUUAAAGCUGAAAGGACCCUGUACCAAUGGUGAACCUUCACUAUUGGAAAAGGUAAUUUUAUCACAAAAAGAUGAAAAAAUUGCCACUAUAAUGGCCUUGGAUUUGAUCUUAGUUGGUAUAGAUACGAUUUCAAUGGCUGUAUGUUCUAUGCUUUAUCAAUUGGCUACCCGUCCGGAGGAGCAGCAGAAAAUCCAUGAAGAAUUGAAAAGACUAAUGCCAGAUCCCACACAACCAUUAACCAUACAAUUAUUAGAUCAAAUGCAUUAUCUAAAGGCUUUUAUCAAAGAAGUAUUUCGUAUGUAUAGUACGGUUAUAGGUAAUGGCAGAACAUUACAAGAGGAUACUGUAAUCUGUGGUUAUCAAGUGCCCAAAGGAGUACAAGCCGUCUUCCCCACCAUAGUCACCGGCAAUAUGGAGGAAUAUGUAUCAGAUGCUGCCACUUUUAAGCCUGCUAGAUGGCUUAAACCAAGUCAAGGUGGCAUUGAGGGUAAAUUGCAUCCCUUUGCUUCGUUGCCCUAUGGCUAUGGAGCUCGCAUGUGUUUGGGUAGACGUUUUGCCGAUUUAGAAAUGCAAAUUUUAUUAUCAAAACUUUUGCGUAACUAUAAAUUAGAAUAUGAACAUGAACCCUUAGAAUAUGCUGUUACAUUUAUGUAUGCUCCAGAAGGUCCUUUAAAAUUUAAAAUGACCAAGUAUUAGUAGUACAUGUGUAUGUUGUAAGUUAUUUUUAGGUUAUUAUGUUAAAUUUAUUUUUAUACUAAACUUUGUAGCGAAUAAAAAGUAAAUAUGUAU
This is a messenger RNA of Lucilia sericata (common green bottle fly), 2245 nucleotides long. RefSeq names its product probable cytochrome P450 301a1, mitochondrial (gene Cyp301a1). Gene Ontology annotation, molecular function: oxidoreductase activity, acting on paired donors, with incorporation or reduction of molecular oxygen; iron ion binding; monooxygenase activity. The transcript is spliced from 7 exons. The coding region runs from base 398 to 2152 and encodes 584 amino acids. NCBI's taxonomy places the organism in Eukaryota, Metazoa, Arthropoda, Insecta, Diptera, Calliphoridae. The record is from RefSeq and is a predicted model, not a curated record.